Molecule: messenger RNA, 4705 nt
Organism: Trematomus bernacchii (emerald rockcod)
Lineage: Eukaryota; Metazoa; Chordata; Actinopteri; Perciformes; Nototheniidae
Gene: nrcama
Product: neuronal cell adhesion molecule a
Exons: 33
Coding region: 290-4207 (1305 amino acids)
Biological process (GO): brain development; cell-cell adhesion
Molecular function (GO): cell-cell adhesion mediator activity
Source: RefSeq, a predicted model, not a curated record
GUGGACCACAGCUUGCUGCUGCAGCGGCUCGGACACACACACACAAACACACACACUGGCCGGGCACACACAUACACACGCUCACACAUCAUCAUUUUCUACAGCAUUAUCACACACUCACUGCCGGGGGAGGAAACGGGAGCCGGUUUGCAGCCGACGGUUUGAACCACCCACUGAAGACAGACUGCGGCUGAGAUUAAAUCCUCACUGUGUGGAUCCAGACUCUCCGUUGACGGCCUUGAUUGAGUCGUUGAAUCUGGACAAAAGGUUUUCAUCCUGACAGCCAACCAUGGACAGGAACAGGAAGUGGGUGCCGGGUUUCGGAGCAGUGCUAUUGACACUCUUGAGUCACAUGACCUCGGCGCUGGAAGUGCCUCUUGAUCCUAAAGUACUGGAAGGAUUGCCCCAACCCCCCACUAUAACGCUACAGUCCCCGAAGGAUUACAUCUUUGAUCCGCGGGAGAACAUUGUCAUCCACUGUGAGGCCAAAGGGAAGCCUCAUCCCAGCUUCUCGUGGACAAGAAAUGGGACCCACUUUGAUGAAGAGAAAGACCCCAAAGUCCUGAUGAAGCCCAGCUCAGGAACUCUGGUCAUCGACAUCAGCGGGGAGAAGGCCGAGGCCUACGAGGGAACGUACCAGUGCACGGCACACAACGAGCACGGCACCGCGGUGUCCAACAGCAUCGUCAUCAGGCAGUCCAGGUCCCCCUUGUGGUCGAAGGAGAGGAAUGAGGCCAUCGUGGUGCAGAUCGGGGUCUCCCUGGUGCUGCAGUGCCGACCCCCUGCUGGGCUGCCCCCUCCGGUCAUCUUCUGGAUGGAUAACAACUUCCAGAGGCUCCAGCUGGAUAAGCGUGUGUCCCAGGCUCUGAAUGGAGACUUGUACUUCUCCAACGUUCUCCCAGAAGACACCAGGAGCGACUACAUCUGCUACGCACGCUUCCCUCACACACAAACCAUCCAGCAGAAGCAGCCCAUCUCCGUCACCGUGCUGGACAACAGCCCAGAGGGGGAGCGCCGCCCCGGGUUCAUGACGCCUUUUGGUGCCACCAGCACCAAGAUGGUUCUGCGAGGAGAGACUCUGGAGCUGGAGUGCAUUGCUGACGGCCUGCCCACUCCAGAGAUGUCCUGGCAGAAGGACGGAGGAGAGCUGCCCAGCACCAGGACGUCCUUCUAUAACUUUAAGAGAACACUCAAGGUUUCUGAGGUGAAUGAAGCUGACGGGGGGGAUUACCGCUGCACCGCCACAAACAACCUGGGCACUGCUUACCACAUCAUUAAAGUCACCGUCAAAGCGGCUCCUUUCUGGGUCAGCGCCCCCAGGAACCUGAUCCUCGCCCCGAACGAGACCGGCAUCCUGACCUGUCGAGUCAACGGAGAACCCAAACCCAAGAUCAGCUGGUUUGUCAACGGAGUCCCCAUAGAGAACGCACCUGAGGACCACAGUAGGAAGGUGGAUGAUGACACUGUGAUUCUUAGCAACGUGCAAUCAGGGUCCAGCGCCGUUUACCAGUGCAACGCAUCCAAUGACUUUGGUUACCUGAUGGCAAACGCUUUUGUCAACGUUCUUGCCGAGCCACCAAGGGUGCUCACUCCACCCAACCGAGUGUACCAGGUCAUCACCAACAACCCUGCGUUACUUCACUGCGCCUCCUUUGGCUCGCCAAUACCAACCAUCACAUGGUUUAAAGACAGUCAGACCAGCGUUAAGAAUGGCGACCCUUAUGUGAUCCAUGAGAACGGUACGUUGGAUAUCCAUGUGGCCCAGCCAUUAAACAGCGGGAAGUACACCUGCAUAGCCACCAACAUCCUGGGGAUCAAAGAGAACCACGUCUUCCUGGAGGUUAAAGAGCCCACCCGUAUCCUAAUGCAGCCGGAGUACAAGGUAGUGCAGAGAGGAAUGAGCGCUGUGUUCGAGUGUAAAGUCAAACACGACCCCUCCCUCAUCCCCACCAUGACCUGGCUCAAGGACAAUACAGAAGUGUCUAAAGAUGAGAGGUUUCAGGUGGACGUGGACAGUCUGACUAUCACAGACGUUGAAGAUGAAGAUGAGGGCACCUACACCUGCAUCAUGAACACCACUCUGGACCAGGACUCAGCCAGUGCCAUGCUGACGGUCGUAGAGGCUACUCCUACUCCAGCUAUUGUCUACGAGAGUCCCGACCCCCCCACCGACCUGGAGCUGACGGACCAGACAGCGAGGAGUGUUCAGCUCACCUGGACGCCCGGAGACGAACACAACAGUCCCACAGAGAAGUUUCUGAUCCAGUACGAGGAUCUGCUCCACCAGCCGGGGGUGUGGAUCAACCUGACGGAUGCUUCUGGGACGAGCACCACGGCGCAGUUGAAGCUCUCUCCGUACGUCUACUACUCGUUCAGAGUGCUGGGUAUGAACCGCGUGGGCUACAGCCAGCCCAGCCAGCCCUCCAGCCAGUACAGGACCACCCCUGCAGCUCCUGAUGACAAUCCAUCAGAUGUGAGUGGAGUAGGGACACAGCCUGGGAAUUUAGUCAUAUCCUGGACGCCGCUGACCGGAUUCCAGGCUAACGGGCCCAACUUAGAGUACAGAGUUCAGUGGAGAGCGAAGGACGUGGACGAGGAUUGGAGCUCGAAGAACGUGGCCAACGUUUCCCAGUUUGUCGUGACUAGAACUCCCAUCUACGUGCCGUACGAGGUCAAGGUUCAAGCGUUGAACGAUUAUGGCACCGCCUCCGAGCCUGAGGCAGUGUUUGGAUACUCUGGAGAAGACUUGCCUCUGUCUGCUCCUGACAGUGUGCAGGUCAUGGUACACAACAGCACUCUGGCAGAAGUGCACUGGGAGCCGGUCUCCUCCCCCUCUGUCAGAGGUAAACUGCAGGGAUACAAGGUUUACUACCGGCGGGAGCGUGGCUUUCACGACACAGAGGAGGCUGCAGAGCAGAGGGAGCAGGUCCUGACGUUCAGUGGGAAUCGAAGCGAGGGACGUCUGCCGGGCCUGCAGCCCUACAGCCUCUACAACCUCACCAUCAGGGUCCUCAACAGCAAAGGAGAAGGGCCUCCGAGCCCCAGCAAGAAGUUUGAGACCCCUGAAGGAGUCCCGGGGCCUCCAUCUUUUCUGAAUGUCGUUAACCCCAGUUUGGACUCUCUCACUCUGGAAUGGGGCCCACCGAUGAACAACAAUGGACGCCUCGCUGGAUACACACUGAAAUACCAACCAGUCAACACCACGAAGGAGCUGGGGCCGGUGAAGAGCAUGUCUUUCCCAGCCAACGAGACCAGUAUCACCCUGGGCUACCUGAACUCCAGCAUGCUCUACAAGUUCUACCUAAGCGCAAAGACAAUCAAAGGCUCUGGCCCCAUCAUCACAGAGGAGGCCUUCACUGUCAUGGACACAACUCGUACUCAGCCCACUGUAGAGACAGGCAAAGGCCCUACAGAGCCCCCUCACCCAACCUCCCCCAUCACUCAGUCUCCGCCUCCCCUGUUUCACAAGGCGCCGCCUGUCGGCCCUGCGUUCGGCAAUGUUAACACGUCUAUGUCGGAGGACGGUGCGGUGAUCAGUUGGGAUUACUUUGGACACCAUAAGAAUGUUUAUGUGGAAUAUAUUGUAGAAAACAGUAAAGACGACUGGAAAAAGGAGUUGGUAAACGGCUCCCACUGGCAUAUGAUAAAGGGGUUAAAGCCGGGGACGUCCUAUAAGGUGCGAGUGGUCGCUAGAGACCCCUCCGACCCGACGGUCCACAGCACAGACGAGGUGCUGGUGGCGGUGCCAGCUGUACCCAGUCGGCAGGUAGACAUUGCCACCCAGGGCUGGUUUAUUGGCCUGAUGUGUGCCAUCGCCCUCCUCAUCUUGGUCCUGCUCAUCGUGUGCUUCAUCAAGAGGAACAAGGGUGGCAAAUAUCCAGUGAAAGAGAAAGAAGACGCUCACCAAGACCCAGAGAUCCAGCCUAUGAAGGAGGAUGAUGGGACAUUUGGAGAGUACAGGUCUAUGGAGAGCGACACGGAGGACCACAAGCCGCUGAAGGGCAGCCGGACGCCGUCCAACGGGACGGUGCGCCGCGACGAGAGCGACGACAGCCUGGUGGACUACGGGGAGGGCGGGGACGGACAGUUCAACGAGGACGGAUCCUUCAUCGGCCAGUACAGCGGCAAGAAAGAGAAAGACACACACGAAGGGAACGAGAGUUCGGAGGCCCCGUCGCCCGUCAACGCCAUGAACUCCUUCGUCUAACCGAGGGCCCCCGAGGCUGAGAUACACCUCGUCACCUUGGCAAAUGUGACCAUCCCUGUGGUGACAGUUGCUAAGGUGACAGUCCACGGUGGCGGUCACUCCGGUGACUUCCUGUCACCAACACUGCUGGCACGCCCUCAUCAUCACCACCCCCCCCCCCCCCCCCCCCUCCACCAGCCCCUGUCUGUCACACUGUGACCUCCUCCGAUCUACACACACUCAACAAGGCAAACACAUCCCCCAUGAUAAGCGUCAAAAGAAGGUGUGAAGCGAGGGAUGUGAGGACUCAGAGAGGAGGGAAGGAGAGGAGGAAGCAAUAUAGAAAAGCAGAAGGAAUGUACCAGAGACUCGGCAGAAGUGUGUGCGUGUGUUAGUGCCAUUUCCUUUGCAAACACGAUGUAUCCAAAUAUAUAUUUUAUCAAAGUACACUACAUGACCCGCAGGUAGGCAACGAAUCAAAACAUCUGCAUGGAGUAAAUCAUGAUUCUAUUAAGCAUU